This is a messenger RNA of Serinus canaria (Common canary), 2328 nucleotides long. Its product is annotated as TOG array regulator of axonemal microtubules protein 2-like. The record is from RefSeq and is a predicted model, not a curated record. The coding region runs from base 1 to 2328 and encodes 775 amino acids. Gene Ontology annotation, molecular function: microtubule binding. Lineage: Eukaryota; Metazoa; Chordata; Aves; Passeriformes; Fringillidae. Gene Ontology annotation, biological process: microtubule cytoskeleton organization. Gene Ontology annotation, cellular component: cytoplasmic microtubule; cilium. The transcript has 18 exons.
AUGCGCAAGGCAGGCGGUCCCCUUGUUGGCAGUGCUGCAGGGUCUGUGUGCAGCUCUCCCCAGAUGGAUUUGCAGGAGUGCCAGGAGAUGAGGCCAAAAUCCUGCAGCCGAAGCCAAGAGAAGUCCUCUGUAUAUGCAGCCUUUAGUCUACCACCUAUCGAUGGCACAGCUCCUAGUGUGCAGAAGAAACACCCUGGUAGUGCCAUGAAGAAAAAGGUCUUGAGGAAGCAGGACAACAUGCCCUUACUGCCCAAUAAGCCCAUCAUCCAUGGGGAUGGCAGCUUCCCAUGCAUCUCCUCAGUGACCUCGCAGACGGCCACUGGGGCCAAGCGACGAGAGAAGAUGCCCCGUGGGCACGGGCAGAAGGACAGAGCCUUUUCAGACCCACAGCAGUCCUUGCAGGAGGCACUCUCCAUGCUGGGCAGCGAUGACUGGGAACUGAAGGAGAAGGGACUCUUCAACAUCCCACGCCUGGCUGAGUCCCAUCCAGAAGUCCUGCUUUCCAGACUUCAUGAGAUUUGCUUGGCAGUUACCAGCGAGGUGACCAACCUCCGGUCCAAGGUGUCCUGCUCAGCAGUUGUCACUCUGGGAGAGCUCUUUGCCCUCUUGAAGAAGGACAUGGACUCUGAACUGGAUGAGGUUGCUCCAGUCCUUCUCCACAUGGUGCACAACUCCCCAGAGUUUAUUCAGAAGGCAGCCUGUCAGAGCCUGGGGAUGAUGGUGGAGAAUGUGACUCCUGCACGAGCAAUGACUGUUCUCAUGGACAGGGGAGUCAAGAGCCGCUACACCCAGGCGCGGAAGUGUGCGGCCGAACUCCUCCUGUCCUUGGUGGAGAAAAUGGGAGUCACCAAGCUCGCAGGCACCCCCAGGGCUGAGAGGCUGGCACAAGUGGCAGGGAAACUGGCUCAGGACCGUCACCAGGACACAAGGCAUUAUGGACAGGAGAUGGUGAAGAUGUUACUGAAUAAUCAAAAAUUUAAAAAGUUUUUGGAACAAUCUCUUUCCAAGCAUGACCUGGAAGAUAUCCUGACAAGAAUUAAGAAGAAGGGGUUGGAAAACCAGAAGGGUGAAUGCCCAUCUGUCAAGGAGCCGGUGAAGGAGAGGAAGGAUGGCUUGAAGGAGCCCCAGGCCACAUUGCCUUCUAGCAAACGGGUGAAGCCUGCCCCUGCUGUGGAAGGAAGGGAGUCACUCCAGAAGCUUUACCAUCUCCUGGAAGCCAAGGGGUUUCAGGCACGGAUGGAAGGAGUGGGACUCCUCCUAGACCUGUGCAAAACCAGCCCCCAGCUGAUCUCCAGUAACAUUGUCCAAAUUUUUGAUUAUUUUCUCCUGAGAAUAAAUGACACACACAAGAAAGUGAAGCAGAAGGCGCUGGAGGUGCUGGCAGAAAUGACAGGACUCCUGGAAGAUGCCCUGAACCCGGUGAUGGUCCGUUUGGUGGAGGGAAUAACAAAGAACCUAAACUCAAAGGAUCCCGGGGUUCAUGCUGCAGCUGUGAACGCACUGGACAGAUCCGUUGCUCAUUUGGAUGAAGUAUCACUGAUGAAAGAGCUCAGCCAUCAAUGGAGCCAACUGAGUGGUGAAGCUCUGCUGGAGGUCACGGAGCGUAUCACAGAUCUUGUGGAAUGGGUUUAUGCCAGGAACCCUGAAGUGGUCCAGCGCUACGCCCUGCCCGUGCUCUGGUCCUGCCUGGAGAACAAGGCGCUGCCUGUGCGAAGCGCCAACGUCUGCGCUGUGGUCACCAAGCUUGCCUGUGCCCUCUGCGAGGUGAUGGGCACCCAGCUGAUUAGGUGUGCUGAGAGCAAGCCUCCACACGUGCAGGAAAAUCUCUCCAGCCUUUUGGGCCUGACUGGCUACUCCCUAGCCAAGAGGUUUUCCCUGGCAAGUCCCUUCAUGCUCCUUCCAUUCAAGCUGUUGCUGCGCACCCCCAAGUGCUCUCUUUCAACCAAGAUAGGCAAGAUGUGCCACGGAGAAGUGGAGACUGGGAUACCUGGCAAUGGCUGGGAUGAGGAGAGCAGAAAGAAAGAGGAGCUCACAUUAGAGAGAAAAGGAAGUAAGACCUCCUUGCUGUGUUCCACUGAAGGGGAAAUGAAGAAGGGGUCACUGGGACUGCCUUUGAUCCGCAUGGAUGCGCCAGGAUCCAGCAUUAGAAGCCAAGAGAAGACCUUGGAACAUGCAGGCCUGACUGGCUACCCUCUUGCCAAGAAGUUUUCCCUGUAUGUUUCUGAUGUUCCCGUACGGAGAAAGUCCUUGUCUCCAGUCCAGAAGAGCUGUCUUUCCUUGAAGAUCAGGAAGAGGCUGCCAACUGAUCGAAGUGUGUUUGAAGAAUAG